This is a messenger RNA of Chaetomium globosum CBS 148.51, 2376 nucleotides long. RefSeq lists its product as uncharacterized. The transcript is spliced from 4 exons. Bases 1 to 2376 code for a protein of 791 amino acids. The record is from RefSeq and is a predicted model, not a curated record. NCBI's taxonomy places the organism in Eukaryota, Fungi, Ascomycota, Sordariomycetes, Sordariales, Chaetomiaceae.
AUGUCUCACCACCAACCCUUCAAAUCCCUCGGCCCCCUCUCUUGGAACACCGACAUCGCCCCACACGCCACCAGCAACAAGGACAACAACGGCAACAUCACCAACCUCUUCACCUCAACCCUCGCCAACGCCCAACUCCUAAUCGACUCCAUCCCCCCCUCCCCCUCAUCACCUACCACAACCACCACCACCACCCCCAAAUCCCCCGGCCGUGCCCGCUCCCACACCGACUCUGCCAUCUCCCCCCCUUCUACCUCCACCACCACCGCAUGCAACAAAGAUGGCACCAGCAACAACGAAGCCGACAAGGCGGCGCUGACGAAGCUGAGCCGCGAGUGGAAGGAUCUCAAGAUGCACCAGGCGAAUAGCGGGAAUCCGCAUGGUAUUGCUAUGUAUAAGAUGGGUGCGAAGGAUGGGAAGGGGGCGUGGUUUGCGAGGAGGAGCUUGCAUCGGGUGGGACCGGGGGGUGUGGGGUUUGAGAGGUGGGAAGCGGCGCUAAAGGGGGAGAUGCAGGUUACCCUGGACCGGGUCGAGGCCGAGCCCCGGAAGGAACCGGGAACCGGGAAUGUUCGCGGGAUUGGAGCCGAGAGGAGGGUUGAGAGGGUGGAGUUUGAAGGGGGGAAGAUGGAUGUGUACCACGUCUCGGCCAGGUUUCCAGGCCCGACGACGCCGCGGGAUUUCGUCACGGUGAUCAUGAUGCCCAACCCCAACGGAGAAAGGAAAACUGGCGGCAGGGAACGCGCACAGAGACAGUUCAUGGUCGUCUCGAGACCCUGCGACCACCCCGACUGCCCUCCCAGGCCGGGCUUCGUCCGCGGGACGUACGAGUCGGUCGAGGUCAUCCGCGAGGUGCCCGUCGAGAAACCGAUCCGCCGAGUGAGGUCUUCGGUUGACUUUAGCAGGGACGAGGUAGACAGUCCCGCGGUAAGCGGCGAACGCAUGAGCAAGGAAGCCGUGUUGCGUGCCGCGAAGCAGGCUGUGGGUGAGGAGGCCGAGUCGGAGGGCGAGGGCCGGACCGUGUCAUUUCGUUUAUCUGAUGACAACGACAGCGAUAUGGAGAUGGCCAUAGAGUGGCUGAUGGUUACUCGCAGCGACCCCGGCGGCAGUGUGCCGCGGUUCAUGGUGGAAAAGGGGACGCCAGGGGGGAUCAUAAACGAUGCCGGGAAGUUCAUCAAGUGGCUUUCCUCGGAGUCGAUGGAAGAACUUACGAAGCCGCGGCCAACCACGGUAAAAGGGAGAGAGAACGCAACAAAGCCAACUGGGGAAUCACCGGUUAACGAAGGACCAGGCCAGCUGCCAGUGAACACCGCAGCCGAGGAUCAACUUCCGGAUGAUGAGGCUGGCUACCAGGAGGGCCCGUCGGCCAGCAGCAGCGGCAUCUAUGGCAUGCUGAGCAGCGCACUGGGCAUGGCCACAACUGCGGUUGCCAACAAGGUGGCUGCCUUUACGCCCGCCUCCAUAGAAACCGACUCCGAGUUCAGUGACGACGAGAGCGAUGUCUCGGAUGGCGCCAGCUUCGCCUCGGCUGAGGAUGGUUCGGCCACUCAAGUCGACACAUCUCUAUCCAGCAAAGACGAUAACUCCAACAAGGCCGGCACCACUACGGAAGCCGACAUCGCCUCCAACCAAUCCACCCACUCGCUUCUUUCCGAAACCACCUCGCAAGCGCUCUCACGGGAAGCAACCCCCUCAGCCAAGUUUUCCCAGGCCCAGUCCCAACACGAAAAAGAACUGCGCAAGCUCCAGCAACGCAUGCACAAAGCCCAAGAGAAACUCGAGCGUGCCAAAGCCCGACGCCUCGCAAAGGAAAAUAACAACAACAACGGCAACGGUACCACCGACCCCGACACAGACUCCACCAACUCCAAACAACAACCGCAACAAGACCAAGAAGACCAAGCCAUCACCCGCCUGCACGAGAAACACGCGCGCGAAGUCGCCCGGCAAGAAGAAAAAUACCAGCGGGAGCUGCAGCGGCUGGCGGACAAGCGGGCGGGGGAGGAGCGCAAGGCAGCAGAGCGGCGGCGCAAGGCGGCCGAGCGCGCCGAGAAGGGCAACUUGAGCAUGGAGCUGGCGCGCGUGCGGGCCGAGCGCGACGUCGCGCGCAAGGAGGUCGAGAUGCUGCGCGAGCGCGUCGGCGAGCUGCAGGGGCAGAAUACGAGGUUGGUGGCCAGGUUGGGGAGGGAGGGGGUUGGUUUGGAGGGGUUGGCCCUUCCAAAUCGCACCACCACCCGCCCGAUAAAUAAGCCGCAAAAAGCAGCAACCGCACCUACCAACAACAAAAAGAUGAACCAUCCCACCCAUUCCAAGCUUCCUUCCUAUGGACGAGCUGGGAAUCGAACCCAGGACCUUUCGCAUACCGAGGAAGCAUGCUAA